AUGGCUUCUUCCUCUGCUCAUUAUCGAAUCUCAAAUCUCCAGAAUCAUAUAUCCCCUCUUGAAGAAAAUAACAAGAUAUCUCCACAAGUGUCUGAAGCCUUAUCCAACGGACGUGCUGUGGUCGCUCUUGAGUCAACCAUAAUCUCCCAUGGUAUGCCUUACCCUCAAAAUCUGCAAACAGCAAAAGAGGUUGAGUCAAUCGUGAGAGAAAAUGGAGAUGUCCCUGCCACUAUAGCUAUCUUGAACGGAGUUCCUUGCAUAGGUGGCUACAAGAGGAAAUGGUGCAACUACAGUCUCUGCAACGUUGUUUUCGCUUCAAUGGUUGGCAUCCAAGUAUUUGUAACCGGUGGAAUUGGAGGUGUGCAUAGGCAUGCCAACUAUACUAUGGACAUAUCAUCUGAUCUUACUGCACUUGGAAGGACACCUAUAGCUGUUAUAUCAGCAGGCGUUAAAUCCAUACUUGAUAUUCCAAAAACUCUUGAAUAUUUGGAAACUCAAGAAGUGUAUGUUGCUGCCUACAAGAGCGAUGAGUUUCCAGCAGUUUUCACAGAAAAAAACGGUUGUAAGGCACAUUCUCGUGUGAAUAGCCCUGAAGACUGUGCUCGAGUAAUAGGCAAGUAUGCAAACAUGAAGCUAAACCGUCAGGCAGGGAUUCUAUUUGCUGUUCCAAUCCCGAAACAGCAUUCAGCCGCAGGAAACCUUAUCGAAUCAGCAACACAGCGUGCUCUUACAAAUGCAAGGGAACAAAACGUUACUGGAAAUGCAGAAACUCCGUUCUUACUUGCACGGGUAAAUGAGCUGACUGGAGGCACUUCACUUGCAGCAAGUAUCAUUUCUCUAGAACAGCAAUGUCUCAGCAUUGUAAAGCUUGAGUUCCUUGACACAGUUUCAGACAUUGCGCUUGUGAAAAACAAUGCACUUAUCGGUUCGCAGAUUGCAGUAGCCCUUUCUCAGCUAAUGUGA
Eruca vesicaria subsp. sativa (arugula) is the source of this 963-nucleotide messenger RNA. Lineage: Eukaryota; Viridiplantae; Streptophyta; Magnoliopsida; Brassicales; Brassicaceae. The record is from the annotation of a GenBank genome assembly.